GCGCCAGUCUGUAAGCCAGUCGUGAUUGGUAGAUAGUGGCUUCCGGUCGCAGCGCUCUUCAUUUGAAAAGUCUUCGGUUAUCUUGUUUGGGUCCUGACCGCCAUUGUUAAAAGGAGUUGUCCGCGUUGUUGCUAAAAGUGGUGGACCAUAAAAAAGAUUAACUUCAAGGAGUUCUUUUUAUUACUAUUGGCCUCUCCAGGCCAUUGUUUUCGAGAUCUCAAAAUGGCUCAGCGUGUGUCGGCAUCAGAUGGAGGAAACAAGAAAACUGCUAGAGUUAGAGUGGCGGUCCGUCUGAGACCUUACAUGAUUAAAGAAGACGAAAAAGCCGAAGGACCGUGUGUGAGAGGCCUGAACUCCCAGGACCUGGAAAUAAUCAACUGGAGAAAUGCAACAGAAACCGUCAAAUAUCACUUCGACGUGUUUCAUGGUGAGCAAACAACGCAGCAAGAGGUUUUCCUCUCGUCUGUGAAGCCCAUCCUGCCACAUAUACUGAAGGGACAAAAUGCCAGCGUGUUUGCUUAUGGACCAACAGGGGCUGGUAAGACUUUCACCAUGUUGGGAAGUGCUGAGCAGCCCGGUGUGAUCCCUCGUGCAGUUCGUGAGGUCUUUAACCUGGUCAAUGCUCAGGAUGAGGGUGAAGGGUGGACCUACAGUAUUGGCAUGUCCUAUCUAGAAAUUUACAAUGAGAAGGUUCUUGAUCUUCUAUCACCAAAUUCCCAUGAUUUGCCGAUCAGAGAGGACAAGGACAAGAACAUUCUUAUUCCUGGCCUCACCCACGCAACCAUCUCCUCCUUCUCAGAUUUUGACAAACACUUUAUUCCUGCCACCCUGAACCGAACCACAGCUUCUACCAAACUAAACCAGCGCUCCAGUCGCAGUCACGCUAUCCUGCUCAUCAAGGUCGUACGGACUCAGCAUGUUUUACCCUACCGACAACAGACGAGCAAACUGUACUUGGUAGACUUGGCCGGGUCUGAGGAUAACCGCCGCACUGGCAACCAGGGCAUCCGCCUGAAGGAAAGUGGCGCCAUCAACCUUUCUCUUUUCACACUCAGCAAAGUGGUGGACUCUCUUAACUCCGGCACAUCCAUCCGGGUGCCAUACAGAGACAGUAAACUGACACGGCUGCUGCAGGACUCUCUGGGCGGUUCUGCACACUCCGUCAUGAUCACAAACAUUGCACCAGAGUACAAAUACUAUUUUGACACCUUUACUGCACUGAACUUUGCAGCCAAAUCCAAGCUCAUUGUGAACAAGCCCUUCACACGUGAAACUGUGGCUAUGCCUGUGCUGCCAGUGAAGCGGUCCAGAGAGGAGCCUGAGGCAGGGGCGUCUGUCACCGAGCCAAAUAAGAAGAAGCAGAAGGAAGAUAAAAAACUUAAACAGGAUGGUUCCUCACCUUCAGCACAUUACCAAAGUUUGUCAGAACCAUCAGUGAUGGAAAGACUAAUAGCUUUGGAGAAGCUGAUGAUGAGCUGCCAGGACAAAGACAGACUGAGUGUACUUAAAGAUGUUGCAGAGUCCCGCAAAGAGAUCCAGGAGCUCAAAGAAAAGCAGAGGGAGUUUGAAAGCAAGGCCAUGCUUUUGAAUCACUUGGCAGGAGAAAAGUCUAAUUCAAAAGAGGAGCCUGUCUUCAGGAAUACCACAGCUCCCCUGCACAGAAAACAGCCAAAUGCCACCAAACUCAAUAAGCAGCAGGCUGUGGUCCAACCUCUACAAGUGUCUCAGCUCCAGCCUCUUCAACAGCUUUCAGUCGUCAAACAGUCAGUCUGCGUCAAGAAGAUAAAGAAGCUUGCAAACCUGGUUGAGACCCCGUAUGGUAAAGAGAACAUACAGGAAAAUUCCUGGGAGUCACAGCUUGAAAAACCUGUGCUGGAACAAUCCAGAAACAAAAUCCUGCAAAUUUUAAAUACCGGCUGCCUCAAGGAGCUGAAAGGUCUUCAGCAGAUCGGUGACAAGAAGGCAAAGCUCAUUCUGGGCUGGAGGGAGAUCCAUGGUCAUUUUACAGAGUUGGAAGAUUUGACAAAAGUCGAGGGUAUGACAGAAAAGAGAUUUUCCUCCUUCGUGAAGGCAAACAUCCUGAGUGCCAUGGGAAAAUGAUUUCUUCCUCUGUCUUUGACUCACGUUUGAAUGUAUAUAACUUCUUUAACCAACCUUUUUUUUUUUAUUUGCUUGGUUUUAUUCUUUUGUAGUGAUGCGUGUUUCCUGCUGGUGGCAGUGCUUUUUUUUAAAUAAAUCUCACGUUUAAUGUC
This is a messenger RNA of Melanotaenia boesemani (Boeseman's rainbowfish), 2252 nucleotides long. It is a transcript of the gene kif22, whose product is annotated as kinesin family member 22. Gene Ontology annotation, biological process: mitotic spindle organization; DNA repair; microtubule-based movement. Bases 223 to 2100 code for a protein of 625 amino acids. The transcript is spliced from 13 exons. Gene Ontology annotation, molecular function: microtubule binding; ATP binding; DNA binding. Lineage: Eukaryota; Metazoa; Chordata; Actinopteri; Atheriniformes; Melanotaeniidae. The record is from RefSeq and is a predicted model, not a curated record.